Styela clava is the source of this 3156-nucleotide messenger RNA. The record is from RefSeq and is a predicted model, not a curated record. Lineage: Eukaryota; Metazoa; Chordata; Ascidiacea; Stolidobranchia; Styelidae.
AAUAGCUCAGUCUGAUAAGGCUGAUACUCAAAACAUAUCAUCUAAUAUUUUGUUCCCAUAAUUGGUAAAAUGGCUGAAUCUGGUAAAAUACGAGAAAUCGAUUCUGUCGAUUCCUCAGAUGAAACUGCAGAAUUUUCAGAUGCAAACGAUCAAAUUUCAGUUCGAAAAGCAUUACAAGUAUUGAGGCCUUCGAUGCCUGGGACGGUACAAGAAUUUGGUAAAAAUAUUCUCCAAAGUCUAGUGAAACAUUCAGAAAAACAUGGAACUGUGGUAGCUCCAACAUUCGUUUUCAAGCAAACCAUUAAUGAAGGGGACAAUAUAGAAACCAGUAUUGGUGGAAGUUCUGAUUUUACGCUUGAUCGAAGCAGCAAUACAUAUGAAAAAACCUCAACAACUAAGAAAAAGGCAGCAAAGUCUAAUGAUGCAGUAGAAAAUGAAACUAAAGGAGAAAUACCAUUCCAUUUUAAAGAUUCAAUUCGCGUCGAUCAUAACCUGUUCCUGCUUUAUAAUGAAAGGCUAGCAAAGUAUGGUGAAGUUUACAGAGGCUUGCAGACUCAUAAAGGUUCUCGAGGAUUCGAUACAAUCGCCAUAAAAUCUAUCAAACUCAGCGAUGAAAAUAGGAAAGAAGUGGAAAUCAUCCGAAAGCUUCGUUCCCACCCAAAUGUGAUAACUGUCCUCCAAUCUGGGACUUAUUUCCUUGGUCCAAUAGAACAUUUAUUCAUCGCAAUGGAAUACUUUAAAUCUAAAACCUUGACAGACUUUGUCAAUGACGAUCCAAAGCCUAAGACUGACGAAGUCAAACAUAAACAAAUAGAACAAUUUGUUGAAGCUGUCGAUCAUAUCCACAUUAACGAAGUUCUACAUCGCGAUCUUAAACCAGAUAAUAUCUUGGUAUCGGACAAUGGGAGAAUUCUCAAAAUAAUUGACUUUGGUUUGGGAAAACAGUUAAGAAAAGGACAUUUUGUAACCAAAAUGAGCACUUUACGUGUUGGCACUGAUGGUUGGAGGGCCCCGGAAAUAUACCUUUCUGACAGUUGUUCUAAACAAUCGGACAUAUUUUCUUCCGCACUCGUAAUCCAUUUCAUUUCGACCGAUGGUUCCCACCCAUUCGGUAAUGACCCUGAUAGUUGGAAUCUCAAUAUCAAACGAUAUCAAGGAUGUGACCUGAGCAAACUAGAAGGGGACCUAGAGGAUUUGGUUGGUUGGAUGCUCAGAUUCCGACCACAGAAUCGUCCAAAUACCGAACAAAUUCGAAAACAUAAAUACUUUCAUGGUCAACUUGUUUGCCCUCAUCCCAAACUGAGUUCUGUAGUACGAAGCUCUCCAGAGAAGGAAGUUGUAAAAGUCAGAGAAGAGUUUGAAGAAAGAAUGAAGCAGAUGGAAUUAAAAAAUGAACAAGAAAAGAGAGAUGCGGAGAGAAUGCGAAGAGAGCACGAAAAGGAAAUGAAGCGGAUGCAAGAAGAAAAGAGAAAAAUGAAAAUUGAGAUUGAAAAGCUCAAAACUGGAAAGAAAGGUGCAGAAUCUCAGUCUCCAAGUCAAACUACUUCUGGUCUAAGAAUCAUCAACCAACAACCACCUGGUGGGAUGCUGUUAUGGAAUGUGUUGGAAGAAUCACUGCCAGGAUAUGAAGGAUGGAAGACUCUUGUCAUCACCUACUCAUUUCAUGCUGGAAGUCUGGAGGGUAUUUCAUAUGAAGCUCAAGAAUUGAAGAAUGAAUAUUUGCCGUGGGAUGAUGGACUGAUAUGUUUCAACUUACUCAGACAAGCAUUCAAUGCAGGAUUGAUUUUCAAGAUUCAGGAAGUUGGUGACAGAAGAGGAAAAAUUGUUUGGAACGAUGAGUUUCCUCAUAAGACUAAUAAAACUGGAGGACCCGAGAACAAUGGAUAUCCUGAUCCAAACCAUACAAUGAAACUGAAAAAAGCAUUGGAGACGAAAGGAUUUGAGUAUGAUGGAUCAAUAUGGUAAAUCUGAUUCCACUUCUUCCCGCAUACAAUACUGAACGGAGAUGUUGAACUCGCCUUCAUUAAAACUUUAUCAAAGACCAAAGCAAUAAUGCCAUUGCAGCCAUAAUGAAAGUAUAAAAAUAUUAAUAUUAUGAGAAAAUAAAUUAAUCAGAAUUGUAUUUGUGCCAUUUCCGUGAGACUUGUAUAAUAAAUGUGCUGUCAUCGCAGAUUACACAUCUCAAGUUUAAAUUCUACGGCCCAACUCACCAAGAGUGUAUUAGAUUUAAUAGGCAAUGUUGAACGGAAAAGAUUCUGGUACUUUCAAAUAAAUAGUAGCUCCGCACAUAUUGUUAGAUAUCAGUGGCCGCCAAAAAUUAGGAUUUUUGGGGCAUUUUUUGAUAAUUUUUGUGGCUACCAUUGCCCUAAACAAGCAUCCAAUGAGAUAUAUGGAACUUCUAUAUUGCACGAAUGAUUCCUGUUUAUCACUGUAUAUAACACUCUGGGUGCGGUGGUGAUUGAACUUGGAGGUGGUGGGUGUAUGACCUGGGUUCUUUAGUCAGACAUUUCAACAUAGUCAAGUCCAAAACACUACGCUAAUAGGAUGGUUGCAUUGCCAAUAUAUUAGAUUUGGUGGAAUCAAUCAGCAUUAUUAUUAAAACAUUAAUUAUUUGCAUAAAUUAUAUACUAUUAUGUGAUCAAUUAUAAGAUUAAUAUAUGUUGAAUUAGCUGGCAUUUUUGUGUCAGUCACUCUACUUUAAAAUUGGCUCGAAAAUUCCUGGUUAUGCCCAUUGGUUCAUAAUUUGGCCAAAAAUUAAUUAUUCAAGUCCAAAUUGAUUUAAAAUGUCCAACCCAACCUUGUGUAAUUGAGCUCAUGAAUUAGGCUGUAUAAAUAUCCUAUUUCUGCUCUGGGUCCUUAUUGUCGACCACAUCUAAAUGUAUUAGUAAUCGAAACAUCUUUAAUUUUCAAUGUCAUUCUUAUGCAUUUUAUUAUAUUACUUUUAUGAUAUAUUGUAUAAUUAUUCCAUAGGUUCCCCACUGCUGCUGUUAAUUAUACCACAUUCCAUCCAAACAAUUCUUCUGAGCUUCUAAUUGCCAACCACCGCUGUAUAUAUCUAUCAAUAUCCUAUAGCAAUUUUAUGUAUUAUUUUUAUAAUUGCGAAACCAAGCGCAGUUCUGUAUAAUAUAGGGUACUACCGAAGUAUGUGAACCAAGA